Molecule: messenger RNA, 195 nt
Organism: Diaporthe citri
Lineage: Eukaryota; Fungi; Ascomycota; Sordariomycetes; Diaporthales; Diaporthaceae
Exons: 2
Coding region: 1-195 (64 amino acids)
Source: RefSeq, a predicted model, not a curated record
AUGGCCAGUCGGGCUACCACAUCGGAGCUCGACAGCUGGAGCAACCGGGAAGGUCGGUUUGGUUGGAUGGCACGCAACAGCGUCACCUCCACGAUGGAUGCAAUGUGUCAGGGCGGUUUCGAGCUGGUUCGUGCCGCGUUCGGCAAUGGAGAGCAUUCGGUGACAGAAGGGCGAGGCCUGGGCAAGGAGGUGUAG